Canariomyces notabilis is the source of this 420-nucleotide messenger RNA. RefSeq lists its product as uncharacterized. The record is from RefSeq and is a predicted model, not a curated record. Gene Ontology annotation, biological process: attachment of spindle microtubules to kinetochore; mitotic cell cycle. Gene Ontology annotation, cellular component: mitotic spindle pole body; mitotic spindle; mitotic spindle midzone. The coding region runs from base 1 to 420 and encodes 139 amino acids. The transcript has 3 exons. Lineage: Eukaryota; Fungi; Ascomycota; Sordariomycetes; Sordariales; Chaetomiaceae.
AUGUCUGCCUUGCCGUCAAGGUCCCUCUCGUCCCACAUACGACAGCCCUCUCUCUCGGCCAACGCUGGGCAGUCUCCCGCUUUGGUUGCUAGGGUAAAUGAAAAGAAGGCUGAGCUUGAGAGUCUCAAGGAACUUCGUGACCUCAGCGCAGCAGUCGCCUCUCAAAUGGAGGCUCUUGAGCAGAAGCUAGCCACUCUUUCCGAAGGGACCGAAGCUAUCGCCCUUGUUUUGAGCAAUUGGCAUAAUGUGCUGAGAGCAAUCAACAUGGCGUCCGCGAAACUUCCUAAGCCCAACGUUGAGGGGCCCAUGGAGGAUGCAGAAGGAGUGCCGCUUCCUCAGACUCUCGUCCGGAUCCCAACUGAACACGCCCCGGCACUUCAAGCACAUGCAGAAGGGGCAGUCGAACAAGAGUCAGGAUGA